Messenger RNA from Aureobasidium pullulans EXF-150, 437 nucleotides. RefSeq lists its product as uncharacterized. The record is from RefSeq and is a predicted model, not a curated record. Gene Ontology annotation, molecular function: protein binding. The coding region runs from base 96 to 344 and encodes 82 amino acids. The transcript has 3 exons. Lineage: Eukaryota; Fungi; Ascomycota; Dothideomycetes; Dothideales; Saccotheciaceae.
CUUCAUGCUACGCCGUUUCCUGCCCCUCGCAGCGAUAGUCAUACUGCAUGGCUUGAUAUACAAAUGUACCCUGCAAACCUCCGCCCGUCCCUCACAUGUCUUAUGAGCUGCCGUCCAAGGAGAAGCUACGUGAGAUAGCCGCCCGACAAGAUGCAAAGGAAAAGGAAAUCAAAGAGGCUCGCCAGAGACGCUUGUCGACAUGCGACCAGCCGCUCGACGAGCAAGAGGCUGCCGCUGAAAUCAUCCAACGCAACUAUCGUGGCUACCGCCAACGCAGAGAGAUGCGUGGUCUAGGCUUGUCUGCUUCUACGAGAUGGUUUGAUGCUGUCAAAGAAGGUACAUGAUUGCCCGUUUAUUCUUUGUUUCCCACUGCUCAUACAGGGUAGCUCGUUUCCAAAACACCACCCAGCCCAUGUCUCGCGACGAACGCGCCCGAC